Messenger RNA from Truncatella angustata, 1563 nucleotides. RefSeq names its product major facilitator superfamily domain-containing protein. Lineage: Eukaryota; Fungi; Ascomycota; Sordariomycetes; Amphisphaeriales; Sporocadaceae. The record is from RefSeq and is a predicted model, not a curated record. Gene Ontology annotation, biological process: transmembrane transport. The coding region runs from base 1 to 1563 and encodes 520 amino acids. Gene Ontology annotation, molecular function: transmembrane transporter activity. The transcript has 5 exons. Gene Ontology annotation, cellular component: membrane.
AUGGCCCCAGUUUCAGUCGUACCGGAACAAGGUCCUCUCCUGUUGGAUAUUAGCGAUGAGCAUUACAAUGAUGUUUUGGGCGAGACGAUCGAGGAAGAGGAUGUUUCCGGCUCUCAGCUGCCUGAUGCUACAGUUUCAUCCGACUCUUCGCGAGUACUCAUACAAAUAUGCAUCGUAACACUUUUGUUCGACUUCACCCAGUACUCAGUCUACGCUCCUUUGACGGAGGUCUUUGAGGAGAUCAUCUGCAACAAUUUUUAUCCAGCAGGCUCUCUUCAACGGGACUGUAAGUCCAUCCCGGUGCAGAGUGAACUCGCACUUGUAAAGGGAUACAAGGAUGCAUUCAACCAGAUACCAAGCAUCGUCCUCGGCAUCCCACUGGGCCUGUUGGCGGAUCGCAUUGGUCGUAAACCACUCAUAUUGUUAUUUCUGCUCGGCAUAUUCCUUAGCGAUACGUGGGUGAAGAUUGUGACCCUCUUCCCAAAUCAGCUUCCUUUGCGUCUGGUAUGGUUAGCACCAAUUCUGAAAGCCGUGGGAGGUGGCGCAAAUUUCGGUACGUCAAUGUUUUACACAGCAGUAGCCGACAUCGUCGAAGAGAAGCGUCGGGGUGAUGCCUUCAUGAAACUGUCCGCCAUGGAAAUGAUCGUGCUAGUUGCCGGCGCCCCAUUAAUAUCAAUUCUUAUGAGAAUUAAUGCUUGGUAUCCCCUUGGGCUCUCCUCUGUACUCCUCGUCGUGGCGGGUCUCCUCGCCAUGGCGCUUCCAGAGACGCAUCCACAGCACCGGAGAGCCAGCCUUGAAUUGCCGGAUCCAGUGCAAGCACAAGCCUCCGUCUCCGGCAACAAUGAAGAGACUCAGCAGUUGGAUUCUCAUCUUGAAACGGUGCGGAAGCUGAUGCCUCGCGCUUACGCAAGCUCAGCAGAUUUGUUGAAAAAUCCAGGCAUUAUUCUGUCGCUUGCUGUGUUUCUUCUCGCCGCGUUUGGAGCGCACGUGUGGGCAUUGCUAUUGCAGUAUGUUUCUCAUAAAUUCGAAUGGGAAUUCAGCACGGCAAACCUACUAUUUUCCCUCCGUGGCGCUAUCACUCUCCUGCUCUCCCUGAUCAUCAUGGGGGCAAUUGACAAAUUUAUGCAGCAGAAGCUUGGCAUAAAGUCUGCUCAGAAAGAUCUGUGGCUCUGCACAGGAAGUUGCAUCUUGAUCGCCGUCGGAGUUGCCGUGGUUGGAGUAUCUCAGAGCCCGAUUCUUAUGGUCGCAGGCGUCGUUGUUUCAGCGCUGGGGUCUUCGCUUCUGGUUUCUUUGCGAUCUGCUAUGAUUUCUCUGUUCCCGCAUACUCCAAUGGCAUCGCUGAACGCUGUUGCUGGCAUGGCACAAAGCCUUGGUAUACUCAUCUCAGGCCCAGUCCUGGCGGCAACGUAUAGCUGGGGGCUCUCUCAGGGUGGUAUCUGGGUCGGGGCCCCGUUCUUACUUGCGAGCGGCUUGCACUUCAUAGCGCUUGCUGACAUAUUCUAUCUACGCCUCACUAGAGCUCCAUCGCAAGUUGUUAUUGCACACGAGAGCUCAGAGGCGUGA